UGUGGCAACUCCAUGUCAUUCCUACCUCCAAAAUCUUGCCAUUUAUAUUACGACAGGUAACAGACUUGAAGGCCAGAGACGCUCACUUGCAAUGUUUGCUCUAAGACACCUGCGGCUGCAGAGCAGAAAGCACUUUCGCAGCUCUUAUGGGGCGGCGACAACAACAAAACACAUGCUGAACCGACCAGCUGUGCCGGCGCGUGUUCUGAUUGGAGUGGAGCGAUGGGACAGACUACCCCAAAUAAAGGGUAUGCUGAAUGCGAGGAGCAUGACCACCUCCCCCACUUCUGCAUCGGCGCCAGAGAAACCCAGCUCCCCGGUGGAGGAACUUUUGGCAGCGGCGAAGCCCUAUGCCCAACUAAUGCGGAUCGACCGUCCCAUUGGAACCUACCUCCUCUUUUGGCCCUGUGCCUGGAGUAUAGCGCUAAGUGCGGAUGCAGGCUGCUGGCCGGACCUCACCAUGCUGGGCCUUUUUGGCACUGGAGCACUCAUAAUGCGCGGGGCUGGGUGCACCAUUAACGAUCUCUGGGACAAGGACAUUGACGCCAAAGUGGAGCGCACACGGAUGCGACCUCUUGCCUCAGGUCAGAUCAGCCAGUUUGACGCCAUAGUAUUCCUGUCGGCCCAACUUAGUCUGGGUCUCCUUGUUCUGGUGCAGCUCAACUGGCAGUCCAUCCUUUUGGGAGCAAGUUCUCUGGGACUAGUAAUUACGUAUCCUCUGAUGAAGCGCGUUACUUACUGGCCACAACUGGUGCUGGGAAUGGCCUUUAACUGGGGCGCACUGCUGGGCUGGUGUGCCACCCAGGGAAGUGUUAAUCUGGCUGCGUGUCUCCCGUUGUACCUCUCCGGCGUUUGUUGGACCAUUGUAUACGACACGAUAUACGCGCACCAGGAUAAGUUAGAUGACUUGCAAAUCGGAGUCAAGUCCACGGCAUUAAGAUUUGGCGAGAACACGAAAGUAUGGUUAUCCGGAUUUACUGCAGCAAUGCUAACUGGUCUGACUGCAUCUGGAUUGGCUUGCGAUCAAACUUUACCCUACUACGCAGCAGUAGGUAUUGUGGGUGCCCAUCUAGUGCAGCAGAUCUACUCUCUUAAUAUUGACAACCCCAGCGACUGUGCCAAAAAAUUCUUUUCCAAUCACCAAGUGGGGCUCAUCCUGUUCCUGGGCAUUGUUUUGGGAACGCUUCUGAAAGCAGACGAGAACAAAAAACGUCAGUCGUCUCUAAACACCACUCCAGCGAGCUCUUAUGUUAGUCUACCGCAAAAGCCAGAGGUUAUGAGCUGAGAUAAUCUCACUUAGUAUUUAUUUUUUACCGCGUUCUUUUUUGUUCGCUUAAACCAAAGUCUUUAGCUAGCUGAAUAGGUAAAAAAGUGUAAAUAAGUGUAUGACAUUUUA
Molecule: messenger RNA, 1396 nt
Organism: Drosophila bipectinata
Lineage: Eukaryota; Metazoa; Arthropoda; Insecta; Diptera; Drosophilidae
Gene: Coq2
Product: ubiquinone biosynthesis protein COQ2, mitochondrial
Biological process (GO): ubiquinone biosynthetic process
Cellular component (GO): mitochondrial inner membrane
Source: RefSeq, a predicted model, not a curated record